This is a messenger RNA of Benincasa hispida (wax gourd), 3870 nucleotides long. RefSeq lists its product as uncharacterized. The record is from RefSeq and is a predicted model, not a curated record. Lineage: Eukaryota; Viridiplantae; Streptophyta; Magnoliopsida; Cucurbitales; Cucurbitaceae. Gene Ontology annotation, biological process: protein phosphorylation. Gene Ontology annotation, molecular function: ATP binding; receptor serine/threonine kinase binding; protein kinase activity.
UUAUCCAACGGCCAUCUUUUAAUUUGCAUUUUGCUAGCUACAUGUCUUUCUACAGAACCAUCGUCUCUUCCCUUUUCUUCAGCCUCUUUUCCUCCUAGCUUUGCUAAAAGAAACUUGAUAUAGAGGAAUUCAGAAAGCAAAGGAACCAUUUUGUAGCAGAAUUUCAACCUUGCAUCUCUGUUCGAAAAGGAAAGAAAAGCAAAUAAAAGAGAAGAAAGAAAAGGAGGGUCUUAAUUUUUCUUACUUGUAUUUGAAGACUCGUUUACUAUGAACAUGUUUGAUUCCUUAAGCCCAAACACACUUGAAGAAGUUCAGCAUAUUAUUCCACUAUCUUUUCCUCCUCACUUUGCUGCAAAAUAUAUAAUUGCCAAGCUGCCUAAAACCCUUGGUCUUUCCUUCCUGUGCUUCCAAACUCAAUUCCCUUGAUACAAUUUUGGGAAAAACAUGUUUUUCCUUGUUUUUACAUUCUUCUCACUUCUAGGCUUCUCUUCUUCCCACAGUUUGGUCAGUGAUUUUCAUGUUUUGCUUGCUCUCAAACAAGGGUUUGAAUUCUCUGACUCUGCUGCACUAAGCACUUGGACUGCCUCAAACUUCAGCUCAGUUUGUACAUGGGCUGGGAUUCAGUGCUCUGAUGGACGAGUUGUGUCGGUCAACUUGACAGAUUUGAAUCUUGGUGGCUCUGUUUCGCCGUUGAUUUCAAGUCUUGACCAACUUACUGAGCUGUCUGUUGCAGGAAAUAACUUCUCUGGUGGCAUUGAAGUAGUGAAUUUGGGUUAUCUUCGAUUCCUUAACAUCUCAAACAACCAGUUUACUGGGACUCUGCACUGGAACUUUUCGAGCCUGCCGAACUUGGAGGUGUUGGAUGCCUAUAACAACAACUUCACUGCUCUUCUUCCCACAGAGAUUUUGAAUUUACAGAACCUCAAAUACUUGGACCUUGGAGGUAACUUUUUCCAUGGAAAAAUCCCUGAAAGCUAUGGCAGUUUAGAAGAGCUGCAAUAUCUUUCUCUUGCAGGAAAUGAUUUGGUUGGGAAAAUCCCAGGAGCGUUAGGAAAUCUCACAAAUUUGAGAGAAAUUUACUUGGCCCAUUACAAUGUUUUCGAAGGGGGGAUUCCACCCGAGCUCGGGAAGUUGGCCAAUUUGGUUAUCAUGGAAAUUGCAGACUGCAGUUUGGACGGUCAAAUUCCUCAUGAACUGGGGAAUUUGAAGUCCUUGAACACUCUAUAUUUGCAUACAAAUCUACUCUCAGGUUCAAUUCCGAAGCAGUUAGGCAAUCUUACAAACUUGGUCAAUCUGGAUCUCUCCAACAAUGCACUCACAGGAGAAAUCCCAUCUGAGUUUGUUGAGCUCAAACAGCUCAACCUUUACAACCUCUUCAUGAACAAGCUACACGGAUCUAUUCCAGACUACAUAGCAGAUUUGCCAAACUUGGAGACCUUGGACCUGUGGAUGAACAAUUUUACCGGCACAAUCCCGAAGAAUCUUGGCCAAAAUGGGAGGCUUCAGCACCUCGAUUUGUCGACAAACAAGCUCACAGGUACAAUACCUGAGGGCUUGUGUUCAUCAAACCAGCUGAAAAUACUGAUUCUGAUGAACAACUUCCUGUUUGGGCCAAUCCCUGAGGGUCUGGGGUCAUGUACCAGUCUAACAAAAGUGAGGUUGGGGCAGAACUAUCUGAAUGGAAGCAUUCCCAAUGGCUUCAUUUACUUGCCUCAGCUAAAUUUAGCAGAGUUUCAGGACAAUUACCUUUCAGGUACACUUUCUGAAAAUGGGGAGAGUUCAUCAACACCCAUCAAAUUAGGGCAACUUAAUCUCUCUAACAAUCUUCUCUCAGGAACUUUACCAUCUUCGCUUUCUAAUUUGUCUUCUCUGCAAAUUCUCCUCCUCAAUGGCAACCAGUUUUCUGGUACAAUCCCUCCUUCCAUUGGAGAACUCAAUCAACUUCUAAAGCUUGAUCUUAGCAGAAACUCACUUUCGGGUGAAAUUCCACCUGAAAUUGGGAAUUGUAUCCAUCUCACUUACCUUGAUUUGAGCAAGAACAACCUCUCUGGCCCAAUUCCCCCUGAAAUUUCAAAUGCACAUAUUCUCAAUUACCUCAACUUGUCGAGAAAUCACCUAAAUCAAUCCCUACCGAAAUCAAUUGGGGCAAUGAAGAGCCUGACGAUUGCUGAUUUCUCCUUCAACGAUUUCUCCGGAAAGCUACCGGAAUCAGGACAACUUGCCUUCUUCAAUGCUUCAUCCUUCGCCGGAAAUCCUCAACUCUGCGGCUCUCUCCUCAACAAUCCCUGCAACUUUGCAACAACAACAACAAAACCAGGAAAAACUCCGACGUAUUUCAAGCUAAUCUUCGCCCUCGGCCUAUUAAUUUGCUCUCUAGUGUUCGCCAUAGCGGCAGUUGUCAAAGCGAAAUCAUUCAAACGAAACGGAUCAAGUUCAUGGAAAAUGACCUCAUUCCAAAAGCUUGAUUUCACCGUCUACGACGUCUUGGAGUGCGUGAAAGACGGCAAUGUGAUCGGAAGAGGCGGCGCCGGCAUCGUCUACCACGGGAAAAUGCCGAAUGGAGUUGAAAUCGCAGUGAAGAAACUUCUAGGGUUCGGCCCUAAUAGUCACGACCAUGGAUUCCGAGCCGAAAUCCAAACCCUAGGCAACAUUCGACACCGAAACAUCGUAAGAUUACUCGCAUUCUGCUCCAAUAAAGAGACAAACCUCCUCGUAUAUGAAUACAUGAGGAACGGAAGCUUAGGCGAAGCACUCCACGGCAAAAAAGCCUCGUUUCUCGGAUGGAAUUUGAGAUACAAAAUCGCCAUUGAAGCCGCCAAAGGUCUCUGCUACCUCCACCACGAUUGCUCUCCACUAAUCGUCCACCGAGACGUGAAAUCGAACAACAUUCUCUUGAAUUCCAACUUCGAAGCUCACGUCGCCGAUUUCGGAUUGGCGAAGUUCAUGUUCGACGGCGGCGCAUCGGAAUGCAUGUCGGUGAUCGCCGGAUCUUACGGCUAUAUCGCUCCUGAAUAUGCAUACACGUUGAGAGUCGACGAGAAAAGUGAUGUGUAUAGUUUUGGAGUCGUGCUAUUAGAGCUUUUGACAGGACGUCGACCAGUUGGAGAUUUUGGAGACGGAGUGGUUGAUAUAGCUCAAUGGUGCAAAAGAGCUCUAACAAAUGGCGAAAAUGAAAACGACAUCAUUUGCAUAGUUGACAAAAGGGUAGGAAUGAUACCCAAAGAGGAAGCAAAACACUUAUUCUUCAUAGCGAUGUUAUGCGUGCAAGAGAACAGCGUGGAAAGACCAACAAUGAGGGAAGUGGUUCAAAUGUUGGCUGAGUUUCCUCACCAAUCUCCCAACUGUUUCCAAUCUUCCUCUUCUUCUUCUUCUCCUUGUCAAAAAUUGAAGAAUGGCGGAAAGGAAAGAGAACACCAGUCAAAAUCCAAACCAGAUCUUUUAGUUUAAGAGGAAAAAGAGUGAUGAUUUUUUCUUUUUUCUUUUAAUUUUUAGUCAUUAGGGUUUUAUCAAUAUAUAGGUUUAUAUUGGGGUUUAGUUUCAUAUGUUUUCCUUUUUUUUUUUUUUUUUAAGCUUUAGAAUUUUGUGUGUUAAAUGGGUUGUUUUGAUAUAUGUAAAGGUUUUUUUAAGUUGAGUACUUUUGGCUAAGAAAAUUAGUUAGUGGUAGCUAGAAGGAAAUUUGAGGGGGGGAAAAGAGUAGAAAGAAAGUGGGGAUGGGGAUGAGAGAAAUAAACUGAAAUUAAAAGAGUGCACAUCUUUUGAAGUAAUGGGUGGAGAGGCAAAAUGCAAGCAUCAAUGGGGUCUUGCACAUUAGCCCUUGACUUUGUAUCAUAAUUUGAUCCUAGUCAUCAAUACAUAUAACAUUAUUAAAAA